AGACCUUCUCCCUCACUCACCCACUCAAUCAAUCUUUUGUGCCUCGGUUUGAAUUAAUCGCUUGAAUUAAUUGUUUGGAUUAAUUAUGGUUACAUUCAACCAAGAUCUGUCUCACUUACCAUCCAAAGAGCCUCAAUUUGAAUCAUAACCCCAAUUCAACAAUUCCUGUGUCAUUGGGAACUGGGAGGGAAACAUAUAAUGUUGAUUGGUGGUCCUCGAGCCGCACGGCUAUGUCUACGGCAUGCUGUUGUGACCCGCCCGAGACUCUCCCAAACCAGUCCCACGAUACGAAGAAUCACCCCAACACCCUCAUCGCAAUACUCUCUCCCAUUGCGCAACUCCAGACCUUUCACAAUAUCACGACCGCUCUUCGUCGGCCCCUCCAAAACACCAGAUCCAAUCAUUCCCGCCGCCGCUACCGGAACGACGUCAAUUCCUCCCGUCGAACCUCCUAACACCAACCCUACCACUAAUGACUCCGACAAAAUAGAACUACGCCGCCGACGUCGUCGCGCUAUUAAACAAGCCGCCUUCUUCCUAGCCAUAGGCCUACUCCUCGGCACCGCCCUCCGCCUAACCCUCCAACCGCCCUCCUUACCCCUCCCCGACUCGCCCGAAGACCUAUACCUAACAGCCAAAAUCCACGAACAGGGCGCCUCCCUCCCAAUCGUGCGCACGCUAUCCUCCGAUCCCGCCUGGACAAGCUGGGACGCCUACUCCGGGCUACAACCCACCGCCUCGCAGCCCCUCAACCUAAUAAAAUCGCGCAUAACCUCCGGUCCUCUCGCCGGGGCACGUGGUCUCGCCUUUCAGCGUAUAUUUCGGAACGCAGCAACAGGCGAGGUCGUAAGCGUCGUGUAUUUCGGACCGGGGUUAGCGGGCUGGCCAGGUAUUGUACACGGCGGCGCACUAGCCACGAUAUUGGAUGAGAGUCUAGGACGAUGCGCCAUCUUGAAAUUCCCUGCGCGCACGGGAGUCACUGCCCGUCUCGAGCUCGCGUAUCGCUUCCCUACCAUGACAGCUGGUUUCUAUGUCGUGCGCGCUAAGCCUGCGGUGAGGGAGGGCGAGGAUCCGGCUAAGAGCGAUCGUAAGAUGUGGGUAGACGGCACAUUAGAAACUCUCAAGGGGCGAGUUUGCGUUGAGGCCAAAGCGUUGUUUGUAGUACCUAGAGAUGUCAAACUCAAGCCGCUUGUCGAAAAGUUCUAAGUAGGACAUAUUAAGGGGCGUCACCUUUGAGCAGAUAUACAUACCUAUUCACACAAACAACCCUGUAAAGAUAUCUACUCGAAGAAUCUCCACCCGGAAUGUAUUGAAGCUUCACGUAGCAUGGGUAGGCGUUUAUCACAAUCAGGUCGUAGAAGAUGAUAUCAAAUAAUAGAGCAAUCAAAAUAACAUUCGCUAAGAGACUAACUAAUCUAUAGUGCUAGCAAACGCUAAGCCUUAUUGGCGACUUUUUUUUUUUUUUUUUUU
Molecule: messenger RNA, 1470 nt
Organism: Hypoxylon trugodes
Lineage: Eukaryota; Fungi; Ascomycota; Sordariomycetes; Xylariales; Hypoxylaceae
Product: HotDog domain-containing protein
Exons: 1
Coding region: 199-1206 (335 amino acids)
Source: RefSeq, a predicted model, not a curated record